AUAAUAUAUAAUUAUACGUUCUCUGUUCAUAGUAAACAUAAGUCGAAUUUAUCUGAAGCAAAUUUUCUUGUAUUGAAUGGAUUAACUACAAAUAGAGAAAAUGGAUGAGCCAAUUGAAACUAAAACAAAUCAAUCACCCGACGAGAGUUUUGAGCGGCUUUUACAUAGUACUGAAGACGCACCGGUGGAAAGCAUAAAAAGUAACAAAGGGCAUACCGAGUGGCAAAAUACUGACCAAAAGUCAGAGAAACCCGUGAAGAAGAGAGUGUCCACUGAGAAGAUUCAUGUUUAUGGUUAUAUGAAAAAGAAAGUUUUAAACCAUUUGGUAGAAAAUGGUUGCAGCUCGCGUAGCGUCGACGAAGUGAUAGCAGCAUCAAAAUUUAAUAAGAAUUCUGUGUUAGAAUAUAUGAAUCAGCGCAUACAAAUGGCGCAAGAAAAUGUGCACGAAGAAUGUGAUUCUCUGAGCUUUUCCAACAUGGAAUCAUGGCUUAAAUUAUUUAAAAAGUGGAAUUUGCCAGAAUUAUGUGUGUAUGAGCCUGCUUUAGUAAUCAAUGCUAUUGCGAAUAAUGAAGACUUUCCUGAACCUAAAGAGUUAGACGGCGUGGACCUAAAAGCUGUUUACAAAUUUCUAGGAAAUGCAUUAAUGGGAUUGCCUCAGCCAAAUUUGGAUGCGAAGAGUGCAGAAUUUUUGGCAAACGAAUUUGAGAUUUUAGUCGGUGAAGCCAAUACGGAAGGCGGUGAUAGCGAAACAGGUCGCAUUAACCAGAAAUUACAGUCUUAUAAGGAACUUCCAUUCUGCGCACAAAACGAAAAAAGUAGCAUAGAUCCUUUAUGCCUCGGCGAUGAUUUGAAUUUUCACCGAAAAUAAACAUGUAGUUGUAAUCACAAAAAAUUAAUUUUAUAUUAUUUUUUACAAAUUCUGUAUGUUGAAACUGUUUGCCUUCCACUUAUUGUAAUAAAAUAUAUUGAAAGUCUGGUUUAUACAUUUUCUGGUCACAUUUAUUACACAUUCAAAUAUUAUUCAGUACUUUAAAAGAGUUGACAUAAAUUUGUAUGCAUAAAUAUAUUUGUAAUAAUUGGUUUCUUUAUUUCUUCUUACGAGAAUCAACUCCCUUUCUAAACACACUCAUUUUUAAAAGUAUACUUUAGAAAUAUCGAAAACUAUUAAAUAAUAUUGAUACCGUAAUCAUAGUUGUUCAUUUUGCAGCCGUUUAGAUGUUUAUGUCUUGCAGCUUUCUUCCAAAAUGAUUUAAGCAGUUUUUAAACAAAUGCCAUGAAAACUUAUUUCCCUUAUCACCUGUGUACAAAUAAAGUUGAAUUUUAAAACACAUUCAAAUUGAUUGAUUUGAGGUAACUCCUAGUUUGAAAGACUCUUUCAAGGAUUUUAUACUUCACUAUCUUCUAUGAAAUUGUAGACUCUAUAGUUUCAGUAUGAACAAUUAUGUGAUUUCCGACUAAACACGCGUUGAAUUACAUGAAUUAGUGAAAUAAUAUGUAUACACUUAUUUAAAAAAAA
Bactrocera tryoni is the source of this 1516-nucleotide messenger RNA. RefSeq lists its product as uncharacterized. The transcript is spliced from 6 exons. Bases 101 to 868 code for a protein of 255 amino acids. The record is from RefSeq and is a predicted model, not a curated record. NCBI's taxonomy places the organism in Eukaryota, Metazoa, Arthropoda, Insecta, Diptera, Tephritidae.